AUGGCACCUUAUGAAGCGUUGUAUGGGAGAAAAUGUAAGAGUCCCUUGUGUUGGAGCGAUAUCAGUGAGUCUUUGACUUUGGGGCCAGAAAUGAUUGAUGAAACAACGAAGCAAGUUAGGCUUAUCCAGGAAAACAUGAAGGCAGCUCAGGAUCGACAAAAGUCAUAUGCAGACCAGAAUAGGAGAAUAGUGGAAUUUGAAUUUGGGGAAAAGGCUUUACUUAAGGUUUCACCUACCAAGGGAGUCAUGCGGUUUGGUAGAAAAGGGAAGUUGAAUCCUAGAUACAUUGGCCCGUAUGAAGUAUUGAAGAGAGUUAGAGAGGUAGCAUAUCAACUAGCCUUACCCAUGGAGUUAGCCAACGUUCACAAUGUUUUUCAUGUUUCCCAACUCCGAAAAUAUGUUCAUGACCCUACCCAUGUUAUCCAACCCGAGUCUAUUGAGCUAGAUGAGACCUUAACUUUCGAAGAACGCCCUGUGAAAAUUCUCGACACCAAAACGAGAAGUACCCGAAAUAAGGCGGUAAAGUUAGUUAAAGUCCUAUGGUCUAAUCAGAAUUCUGAAGAAGCAACUUGGGAAGCUGAGCAUGAUAUGAAAAAACGUUACCCGGAACUUUUCGACCAGAGGAUUAGGCUAGAAGAUUCAUGGAUUAUGAACCUUAUCUUUUAUUCAAGUGCUUACGUGAUUUUUGACCUCGAGAAACUUUCUCAAGAUGAUGAGGAUUCUGCAGUCAAGCUAGUUAAUUUACUCAAGAAUCAUGUAGAGAAUUACCUGAAGAAACUGCCAAGAAGUGAGGCUAGCAUGGAAGUAAAGCUUAAGGGUGCACUAGAAGUGUUCGAGUGA
This is a messenger RNA of Chenopodium quinoa (quinoa), 840 nucleotides long. RefSeq lists its product as uncharacterized. The record is from RefSeq and is a predicted model, not a curated record. The transcript is spliced from 4 exons. Bases 1 to 840 code for a protein of 279 amino acids. Lineage: Eukaryota; Viridiplantae; Streptophyta; Magnoliopsida; Caryophyllales; Amaranthaceae.